AUGAAAGGCAUUCACUCUUUGGCUGGUCUGCUGCUCUUGAUUAUUGUUCAAAACAGCUGGCAAAUCCCAAUUCAGGAGACAGAAGACAACUCCAGGUAAUACACACUUUUCGAUGAACCCAAGGAACUUACAAAUGCGAAGAGACAUUCGCAAGGAACAUUCACCAACGAUUAUAGCAAAUAUUUGGAGACAAGGCGGGCUCAAGACUUUGUUCAGUGGCUGAUGAACUCUAAGAGGAGCGGCAGCCCGACGAGACGCCAUGCCGAAGGCACCUACACCAGUGACGUUAGCUCCUAUCUGCAGGACCAGGCGGCGAAAGAGUUUGUCUCUUGGCUGAAGACCGGCCGAGGGAGAAGAGAUUUUGCAGAGCAAAGCAGUGAGGCUGAUGUACAGCACAGAAGACACGUAGAUGGGAGCUUCACCAGUGACGUAAACAAGGUUCUAGACAGCAUUGCUGCUAAGGAAUAUAUACUCUGGGUCAUGAACUCUAAGCCAUCAGAAGCAAGGUAA
Conger conger (European conger) is the source of this 510-nucleotide messenger RNA. Its product is annotated as glucagon-1-like. Gene Ontology annotation, molecular function: hormone activity; glucagon receptor binding. The transcript has 4 exons. The record is from RefSeq and is a predicted model, not a curated record. Gene Ontology annotation, cellular component: extracellular region. Lineage: Eukaryota; Metazoa; Chordata; Actinopteri; Anguilliformes; Congridae. Gene Ontology annotation, biological process: response to starvation.